ACCUCGGUACUUACUUACUCUGUGUCUGUCUCGCAGUUUGUUAGGUACAUACAUAUUUUCCUGUUUAUUUUUUAAUAUGGAAAAUCGUGUGCAAUGCUAACAUAUUGUGAAACUUAAUGAGUAAUAUUUAAUUUACAGUUGAUUGAUAACUUUUUAAAAUGAAAUCCGAUGUUUGUUUUUCAGUGCAAAUUCCUUAUAAGUUAUAUAAAAGCGACAGUGGCGGAAUUAAAUUUCAGUUACAUCCAAAUGUUAACUUAACACAUCAUGAGGAAAAUCCUGCUAUUUAUCUAAUCAGUAAAAAUUGUCCACAUGAAGAUCUAUACGAAAUACUUCUAAAUUAUGUAACAAGAACAGCAUAUAUAACAACAUUAGAAAAGGUUACUACAAGUCUACCACUACCAAGUCAUGUGAUUGAUACUAAUGAGCCGUUGCAUUUGUGGAUUACCUGGCAUGAUCAAGAGAUAUCUAUGGGUGUUAUGAAUGAAAAACCAUUUUUUGUUUAUCCUCGCAACAUAACUGGUGGGAAAGCUGCUGAAAGUUUUAUUGGAUAUAUAAAAUUUAAAACAACAUACAAAAUUGAUUGGAGGGUUGAAGAAUCUCCACGGAUGUUCAAAUCGCUUGUCAACAGUAAUCCUGAUAUAGUGGAUGGCAAAUUACAUUGGGUUGGUAUUGAAAAUAAUCAGCUCCCAUUAGAUGCAUUUAUUGGAGGCUUUGAAGGCAACCCCUUAUAUGUGGCAAGAGCUAUGUAUGCAGGUUCUUUAUGUCCGGGAAAAUAUGUACCUUCACUUGGGAGAGCUUUUGUAGCUUGGGGUGGACAAGCGCAUGAAAAGCGAAACUUUCAGAUACUGUGUGGUUAUAAUGCAAAAUGGGUCAAGUGUCAAAAUAAUGAUAUACCAGAAAAUGCCUUUGUUGCUGGUACUUCUGAAGUGAGGAAUGAACCUCUAUACAUUGGCAGAGCUAUGAUUGAUGGAAACUUGGUAGUUGGAAAAGUUCAUAUGCUGUAUAAGACAUGCUACUUGCCUUACAAAGGUGAAGAAGUAGAAAAAUAUGAAUAUGAGAUUCUAGUUGAUAUGAGUUUAAAACCUAGGGGGUAUCCAUGUAUAAAAGAGUGUAAAGUAAAUCUUAAGAGCCCUAAUCAAACCUGUAUAUAUAUCAAUAAAGAUAUCUCUAAGUAUUGCAUUCAUUCAAUUGGCUACAUUGUUAUAAGAAAUUGUUUGUUUAAGGAAACCAUGGGUGAAAUUGUUGAAUUUACUACUCUACCAUCACACCAAAACGUUUCAUACAAAUUAUCUGGAAGUGGUUUGAUAUUGCACAUUAAAUCUCGAGGUGGUGCUGCUAUUGGAAUAUCUAAGAAACUAAAGUAUCACUGCAACUAUUGGGUUUAUAUUGCACGCGAGGGUAGGACUUGGAUAAAAGCCAGCGAUGAAGAGGAUGAUGGAGAUAACCACAAUAUUGCCUAUAUACCAAAUGUAUUAUCUGCAAAUGAGUACAAGCAGUUUUGGCUAUUAUGGAGUAAUGAUGCAUUAAAACUAGGUGUUGUUGGCAAUCCAGUAGCGAUUGCCACUAAAUCCCAUAUUGUAUUGGACAAUAUAAAAUAUGUCACAUUUUCUGGUUUUGGAACUUCAGUACAAUGGAAAUUGUUGUUGCCACCAUCAAUUGAAAAGCCACUGUCUGUAGAAUUCAAUUCAGGCAAAGCUCAUUGGGUGUCUGCUGAUAUCCAAUUGCCUGAUGAUUCAUUUAUAGGAGGAUAUGAAAAUGAAUUCCUGUAUAUAAUCCGAUCUAAACAUAGGGGUUCUCUGACACCUGGCAAAUUUGUACCAUCCUUGGGCCUUGGUUUUAUAUCUUGGGGUGGCCAGUCUCAUGAGAAAUCUGAAUUUGAUGUUCUUUGUGGAUAUAACUUAACAUGGGUUAAAUCAAAGUACAACAGAAUACCCGUAGAGGCGGUAGAAGCGGGCUACUCGGAAGGCUACAAUUCUGAAGUGCUUUACGUUGGACGGGCGAGUCAUCAAGGCGUUAUUAUACCAGGAAAAGUACAAGCGUCACAUAAAGUCUGCUAUAUUCCAUAUCAAGGAGAUGAAGUAGCAAUAAGCGAAUUUGAAAUUUUAAUCCAACCCCACUCCAACAAAUAUAUAACUGAUAAAUAUUAUCGUACUGUCGAGUUUGACGUUGCUUCCGAAUCGUAUUCUGAUGAUGAUUUUGACUAAGCUGCAAGCUUUGCCCACGAUACAUAAGAUAAAAACAUGGCGUUUGUCUGUUAUCCAACAGACCAUCAUACUCCUCUUACAUUUAAUUGGUGCGUUUAAAACAACAAAAAAUGACUUGUUUAUAUUUGGAUUCUGGUAAUAUGUAAAAAAAGAGUACGAGUCGGACUAACGAUAUUAGAUAUCAAAGUCUUAGAAUACCUAGUAUAGUAUUAUGUUAUCUGUUGUAAUACUUAUAACGACGGAGAGUAGAUACUCUAGAAUUUCGUGUCUAUAUAAAAUUGUAUUAUGAUUGAAUUUUUUGUCAGCGAAGAAUUCAAUAUUAUAAAGACUUAGAUGUAAGGUGAUUUGUUUAAUUUUAA
Zerene cesonia (dogface butterfly) is the source of this 2563-nucleotide messenger RNA. RefSeq lists its product as uncharacterized. NCBI's taxonomy places the organism in Eukaryota, Metazoa, Arthropoda, Insecta, Lepidoptera, Pieridae. The transcript has 10 exons. The coding region runs from base 159 to 2204 and encodes 681 amino acids. The record is from RefSeq and is a predicted model, not a curated record.